AUGAAAGUUUUUCCAGCAGUGAUGUUUUUAGUAACAUUUUGGAGUCUGGAGUGGGAGCCCGUGCUUCCAGAUUCAAUUAUUCACAUCGGGGCGAUCUUUGACGAAUCCGCCAAGAAAGACGACGAGGUGUUCCGCAUGGCGGUGGCAGACCUCAAUCUCAACAACGAGAUCCUAGAGACGGAGAAGAUUACCAUCUCGGUGGAGUUUGUGGACGGCAACAACCCUUUUCAGGCCGUGCAGGAAGCCUGUGAGCUGAUGAACAGGGGGAUCUUGGCACUAGUCAGCUCUAUUGGCUGUAUGUCGGCAGGCUCUCUGCAGACCCUGGCAGACGCCAUGCACAUCCCCCACCUUUUCAUCCAGCGAGCCCCUUCAGGCACCCCUCGCUCCAGCUGCCCGCCCACCAGCCGCGCCCGCCCCGACGACUACACCCUCUUCGUCCGUCCGCCCGUCUACCUCAACGACGUCAUCUUCCAUGUGAUUAUGGAGUACACGUGGCAGAAGUUUAUCAUUUUCUACGACACCGACUACGAUAUCAGGGGGAUCCAGGACUUUCUGGAUAAGACGUCUCAGCAGGGAAUGGAUGUUUCCCUACAGAAAGUGGAGUCCAACAUCAACAUGAUGAUAACGAGCAUGUUUCGCACCAUGAGGGUGGAGGAGCUGCACCGAUACCGCGACACGUUACGCCGCGCCGUGCUCUUCAUGAGCCCGGCCAGCGCGAAGGCCUUCAUUACGGAGGUUGUGGAGACUAACCUGGUGGCAUUUGACUGCCAUUGGAUUAUCAUUAAUGAGGAGAUCUCUGAUAUGGAUGUGCAGGAGUUAGUGAUGAAAUCCAUUGGGAGGUUGACUUUGAUUAGACAGACCUUCCCACUCCCACAGAACACAAGCCAGCGUUGUGUGAGGAAUAACCAUCGCAUCAACACUUCCCUCUGCGACCCCAAAGACCCCAAAGCCCAGACAUUAGAGAUUACGAACCGUUACAUUUAUGACACGGUGCUGCUGCUAGCCAACACCUUCCACAGGAAGCUUGAAGACAGGAAGUGGCACAGCAUGGCUAGUCUCACCUGCAUCCGCAAGAACUCCAAACCUUGGCAGGGUGGUCGCUCCAUGCUGGAGACUGUCAAAAAGGGUGGCGUGAGUGGUCUAACCAGUCUGCUGGAAUUUAACGAAAAUGGGACUAACCCCAACAUUCACUUUGAGAUCCUGGGCACGAACUAUGGAGAAGACAGGGGGAGAGGCGUUAGCAAGCUGGCCACUUGGGACCCUGUGCACGGACUGAACGGAACGCUCACAGACAGGAAGUUGGAGAACAACAUGCGGGGCGUGGUUCUGCGAGUGGUCACUGUAUUGGAGGAGCCAUUUGUAAUGGUGUCAGAGAAUGUCUUGGGAAAGCCAAAGAAGUACCAAGGCUUCUCCAUCGAUGUACUGGAUGCACUGUCCAACUACUUGGGCUUCAAAUAUGAGAUUUAUGUGGCCCCAGACCACAAGUAUGGAAGCCAACAAGCAGACGGUGUUUGGAACGGCCUUAUUGGGGAGCUAGUCUUUAAGAGGGCCGAUGUCGGCCUUUCGGCAUUGACCAUCACACCUGAGCGGGAGAGCGUGGUGGACUUCACCACGCGGUACAUGGACUACUCAGUGGGCGUGUUGCUGAAGAAGGCGGAGCGGACCGUGGAUAUGUUUGCCUGCCUGGCGCCCUUUGACCUGUCUCUCUGGGCUUGUAUCGCCGGCACCGUUCUGUUGGUGGGCACGCUGGUCUACCUGCUCAACUGGCUCAACCCACCACGCCUACCCAUGGGCUCCGUCUCCUCCACCACCCUCUAUAACUCCAUGUGGUUCGUUUACGGAUCCUUCGUUCAGCAAGGUGGAGAGGUUCCAUACACCACUCUAGCCACAAGGAUGAUGAUGGGUGUGUGGUGGCUGUUUGCUCUUAUUGUCAUCUCCUCCUAUACAGCCAAUCUGGCCGCAUUUCUCACCAUCUCGCGCAUCGAGAACUCCAUUCAGUCUCUGCAGGACCUAUCCAAACAAACAGAGCUGCCAUACGGCACGGUGUUGGACUCGGCUGUGUAUGACCAGGUGCGCAGCAAAGCCAUGAACCCUUUCGAACGUGACCCCAUGUACGCUCAAAUGUGGCGCAUGAUCAACCGCACGGGAGGUGCUGACAACAACGUGGAGGACUCCAAAGAGGGUAUCCGAAAGGUGAAGUACGGACGCUUUGCAUUUGUUUGGGACGCAGCUGUUUUGGAGUACGUGGCCAUUAAUGACGAGGACUGCUCCUUCUACACGGUGGGAAACAACGCUGCAGACCGUGGCUACGGCAUCGCAAUGCAACACGGGAGUCCCUACAGAGAUAUCUUCUCUCAAAGGAUCCUGGAGCUGCAGCAGAACGGGGACAUGGACAUCCUGAAACUGAAGUGGUGGCCCAGAGAAGGCUCGUGCGACCUUUACUCUUCGGUGAGCACACGUCAACGAGGCAGCGCUCUGGACAUUCACAGUUUCGCCGGCGUCUUCUGCGUGCUGGCCGCCGGCGUGGUCCUGUCCUGUCUCAUUGCCAUGGUGGAGACGUGGUGGACCCGCCGUAAAGGAUCCAGGGUCCCCUCCAAGGAGGAUGAUAAAGAAAUCGACCUGGAGCACCUUCACCGCCGGGUUAACAGCCUGUGCACGGAGGACGAGAGCCCCCACAAGCAGUUCUCCACCUCCUCCAUUGACCUGACGCCUCUGGACAUGGACUCUCUGCCUGCGGCCCGCCAGGCCCUGGAGCAGAUCAGCGACUUCCGCAACACCCACAUCACCACCACCACCUUCAUCCCCGAGCAGAUCCAGACGCUCAGCCGCAGCCUGUCGGCCAAGGCGGCCGCCGGAUUCGCCUUCGGGGCGGUGCAGGACCACCGGACUGGGGGGCCCUUCCGGCAGCGCGCGCCCAACGGCGGCUUCUUCCGCAGUCCCAUCAAAACUAUGUCCAGCAUACCUUACCAGCCCACCCCGGCCCCCAACUUCAGUUACGGCAACGACCCAGACCGGGGCACAUCCAUAUGA
This is a messenger RNA of Chanos chanos (milkfish), 3030 nucleotides long. It is a transcript of the gene grid2, whose product is annotated as glutamate receptor, ionotropic, delta 2. Gene Ontology annotation, cellular component: membrane. The transcript has 16 exons. Lineage: Eukaryota; Metazoa; Chordata; Actinopteri; Gonorynchiformes; Chanidae. Gene Ontology annotation, molecular function: signaling receptor activity; ligand-gated monoatomic ion channel activity. Bases 1 to 3030 code for a protein of 1009 amino acids. The record is from RefSeq and is a predicted model, not a curated record. Gene Ontology annotation, biological process: monoatomic ion transport.